This is a messenger RNA of Emiliania huxleyi CCMP1516, 693 nucleotides long. Its product is annotated as putative ABC transporter. Gene Ontology annotation, biological process: transmembrane transport. The record is from RefSeq and is a predicted model, not a curated record. Gene Ontology annotation, molecular function: ATP hydrolysis activity; ATP binding; ATPase-coupled transmembrane transporter activity. The annotation marks the transcript as partial. Lineage: Eukaryota; Haptophyta; Isochrysidales; Noelaerhabdaceae. The transcript has 5 exons.
UACGCGCUCCGGCCGGAGAAGCUCGUGCUGGACGGUCUCUCUCUGCACGUCAAGCCGGGCGAGGUGGUCGCGCUCUGUGGGCCGAGCGGAGGCGGCAAGUCGCCUACGCCUCGCUGCGCGGUGCUCCUCGACGACGUGCCCAUCUCUCGGCUCGACCCGGGCUGGUUCCACCGGCAAGUUGCGCUGGUGGGGCAGGAGCCCGUCCUCUUCGCCCGCUCGAUCGAGGACAACAUCUGCUACGGCCUCGGCGAGCGCGGGGAGGGGCGGCCCUCGACAGAGGAGGUGCACGCCGCCGCGCAGCUCGCCAACGCGCACGACUUCCAGGCUUCGAGCUCGGCUACGCCACGCCCGUCGGCGGAGAUGCGGGGCGCGCAGUUAAGCGGCGGGCAGAAGGAGCGCAUCGCGAUCGCGCGCGCGCUGGUGCGGCACCCGUACCCUCACCGCGGCCCUUUGCCGUCCGCUCAGGCGACGAGCGCGCUCGACGCGGAGAGCGAGGCGGUGGUGCAGGCGGCGAUCGACUCGAUGAUUGCGCAGGGCGGGAUGACGGUGGUCGUCCUCGCACACCGGCUGUCGACCAUCCGGAACGCCGACUGCAUCUGCGUCGUCAAGGGGGGGAGGGUCGCCGAGGAGUGCCCGCACCACGAGCUCAUGGCGAGGCCGGCGGGCGUCUACGCGAAGCUCGUCUCCAAGCAG